Cuscuta campestris is the source of this 1266-nucleotide messenger RNA. Lineage: Eukaryota; Viridiplantae; Streptophyta; Magnoliopsida; Solanales; Convolvulaceae. The record is from the annotation of a GenBank genome assembly.
CUACAAGAUAAAAUAGAUUAAAAAAAUGUAUUGGAUGACGUGCAAAAAUGAAAAUGACCAAAUAUAGUGGGACGGAGGAAGUAUUAAAGCUAAGUUGGUAGCUUUUUUUCCAAAUUAAAAUAUGCGGUGGAAAUUUACCCGACCCUUAAGGAUAAGGCCGCACAAUAAGCAAUCUUAGAAUCCAAUUUCUCAUCGUCUCUCCCCACAAUUCUCACUUGGUUCUCAACAAUGGCAUCCUCCAUUGCAACAACUUCCAUGCUCACGGUCAAGCCCAGCAUACCCAUCAAAUCAUCAUCACCUGUCGUUACCCACUUAAAGCCCAAACCCAUCUCACUUCCCUCCCAGCAAAGUCUCCCGCCCAAAGUCCUCUCCGCCGCCGUUCCCUCCUCCCUCGCCGCAGCCGGGGCCUUCUUCUCCGCCCUGGCCACCGCAGAUCCGGCGAUCGCAGCGCACCAGAUAUCGGAAAUCGCCGACGCCGCGGCCGCCGACGACAACCGCGGGCUGAUCCUAUUGCUGCCCAUCGUCCCGGCAAUAGCCUGGGUGCUCUUCAACAUCCUCCAGCCGGCGCUGAACCAGCUGAACCGGAUGAGAAGCAGCAGCAAGGGCGUCAUCAUCGGGCUCGGUCUGGGCGGGCUGUCGGCGGCAGCCCAGCUCCUCCACCCGUACGCCGCCUCGGCGGCUUCCGCUGACCUGACGGGAACGGCGGCGGAGGACAACAGAGCUCUGCUGUUGCUGGUGGUGGUGGCGCCGGCCCUUCUCUGGGUGGCUUACAACAUUCUCCAGCCAGCUCUGAACCAGAUCAACAGGAUGAGAUCUGGAUGAAUGUUUAAUUACGGAGUAUAAUUUUACUAAUUACAUUUACUUCUGCAAUAUUUUGAACUGUUUUAUGUGUUAAAUGUAUUUAAAACCUCUUUCUCCUAUUUUGAGACCCAAGAGCUUAAUUUCUCCAAACAUGCCCAAGGGCAUAUCACAUAUUCACAUAUGACACCUCUAGUAUGGAAAAUGCUAGAAACCCACCACCCCGCUCCCACGAUACAGAGGAUUUUAUACUUGCAUAGAUGAUAAUCGUCUGUGUUGUUUAUAGAUGAUUAUCGUGUGUGUAGAUAUAAAAUCAUCUGUCUUGUCAUGAAGACGGGGACGUUGUAGCACGGUCCAUUUGACAUUUUGUGCGUGCAUGAGGCACAAUGGUGUCAAAAAUGAUGUCAUAUGUGGUUUGUCAAACACAGAUGAUUAUUAUUUGUUUACUUAUAAAUUCUUGUCAUGUGU